Messenger RNA from Osmia lignaria (orchard mason bee), 3377 nucleotides. RefSeq names its product TATA box-binding protein-associated factor RNA polymerase I subunit C-like (gene TAF1C-like). NCBI's taxonomy places the organism in Eukaryota, Metazoa, Arthropoda, Insecta, Hymenoptera, Megachilidae. The record is from RefSeq and is a predicted model, not a curated record.
UUUCUUACUGCGGCCGCAAUAUAUUCUAGAGGGCGUAAAAACACGGUGAAUUUUUCCGAUGACACAAAUUCCCAUAAGUGUGGCAGUCUUUAGUAGGCUCUCGUCGGUGUGUAUGCCAAAAAUGGUCACCCAUCGGUAAUAAAGGCAUAUCCAGUCUUAGAUCUGUAGUGACUGGUCAGUGGCAGUCAGUGGUAUUACAUACAUUUUGAGGAAGAUGCUAUAAGGGUUGAGAAUGGCUUAUGUUACAUAAACAAUUAUUUACCAAUUUAAUACUUAAUGAAUGUUUUAGUAUUAUACAAUAUAAUGUAUAACAAAAUGUUAAAUAAAGAUUAAAUAAAAAAAUACAAGAAUAAAAGAAAUUAAUAGAAUGGAGGAACAAAGUAUUUUAACAUCUAAAGCAUAUAAGCGUGCUGAGGCCAAUUUAAAGGACAAAUUGAGACCAACAUUUUUAAAACAUUACCCUCAUUACUUAGUACCUGGUUAUAAUUUACAUAAUAAUUUGAUUUUGGAUGAGGCAGAUUUAGAAAACAUUAUAGAACAGUAUCAAGAUUAUCCUUAUCACUGUGAUUUACCAAAACCUUUAUUGCCUCCUGUUAGAUUACCUAGAAGUGUACUAAACGAAGAAGAUCCUGUAUUGGAAUUGGUUACGCUUAAAAAUCAUAUAAAUAAUGAUAUAAAAAGGAUGAAACAGUAUUAUUCUAAACAUGAAAAAGAACUAAGAUUAAUAUGUAAGAAGGAUGUAAAGUGGACUUCUACUAAAGAUGCAGUUACUACAAAAAUACCCAAGUACAUAGCAGAUUUAGCAGAAACAAUGGACAAGGAUCCAGAUCCUUAUUUUGAAGGGAUUUAUAAUUGGUACUAUACUGGUGGCACUGUAGAUUAUGUGCAAUUCCACAAUAUAAAUAUUUUACUUUUUCCGUUUAUGGGAGACUUAGUAAGUGUACCUGUUGUAAAUGAAGAGGAAUAUUUGUGGAAACCAUUGUUACAGAAGGCAGCUAAAUGUGAACUUGAAGGUUCAUUAUAUGAAUUAAAACAUAAUAUUAAUGCUAAUGCAUGUAUGAUUUUGGGCAGAUACAAGCAUAAUUGUAAUUUUUAUAUGCUAUAUGAGCGCGAUAACAAACUACGUCUUACUGAAAUUCAUACACAGCCAUCAGCAGUUCCAUAUGUUAGUGCAGACUUACAUUUAAUUAAUAAAAAUCAAUAUUGCACAGUGAAUGUAGAAAGAUCUGUAACAUUAUGGGAUAUAACUAAAAUGCAGCAUAUAAGUAGUUAUAAUGUGUUCCAGACUACUGUAGUAGAUGAUUUAUGGGCAAAUAUAAAGUUUCAGUUAAUGGAUCCAGAUGUUAUUUUAUACGUGGAUAGGUGUUGUCUUCAUUAUCUUGAUACUAGGGUUCCAUUCGAAAGACCCGCAUUAACAUUAUGCCCAAAAUCUAAUUUGGAAAAGUGUGAAAAUCUUUCAUUAGAUAUUGCAAGUAGAAAUAGUUUCUGUAGAUAUAUUGGAACUUAUCAUAGUCUUUUAAUGUGUGACAAUCGUUCGCCUAAACAAUGCGUUCAACAAAAAUGGACACAUCAAUUUAAAGGUCCACCGCUUAUAGGUCAUGCUUUAAAUAGAGAUGACAAGGAAUUUGUUAUGCUAUCUAGUCAAAUAUCUGGGGAAAAUAGAAUAAUUUUAAAUACAUGGACGAGCAGUGAGAUUUCGCACUCGUUUAAUUUUCCAUUUACUCCUCCCCAUGUUAUGGAAACGCUGAAUGAAUCUCAAAUGCGGGGAAUGUGUUUGAAUCCAUAUUUAAGAGACAGGUUUGAAUUAAGCAAUAGCGGCUGUUAUAUGAUCAAAAAUAGCGCGGAAAAUAUAUUUCUAUUCUUUCAAAAUUCUAUUGGCGAUAUAUUUUAUCAAUCUAUAACACAUGAUACUGCAUUGAACACUUAUUCACUGGUAAACUGUAAGUCAUAUUACUUAUUGAAUGAUUGGGAAAAUGCAGUAUCUACACAACCAGAUACCAUAGUACCCCUUACAAUUUCCGAUAAAUCAAAUAUGCAACAUAUUAUUGGGUGUUUCACCGAUAAGAACUUACAGUUAAAAAAUACGAACCAUAAUUCAGAUAAUGUUGAAGUGGGUUGGAAGCAAUCUCUUGAACAAUUAAACUCUUACACAGAUCUGUUAGCACCAGAACUUUUAGCCGUAUGGGAAAUAUGUGAAGAAGUUCCAAUUUCUUUAACAGCAGCCCCUCAUGAAAAAGUUUUAAGUUGGUUGCAAACAACAGAAACAAAAUCACAAGUAUUAUCUCAAGAAAAGUUAGAUAACGUAGAAACACCAAUUAGUAGCCAAGAAUUAAUAAGCGUGAGUCAGGAAGUGGAUAUAACUCAGUUGGACGACAGUAACGUGUUACAAGAGAUGUUUUUACCGAAAGUUAAAACUUCACGUUCUAGAAAGAAGCAAAACACACGAAAGAAAUAAUAACAGUAUUUCGAUAUAUGAAUUACUUGUUUAUUUAUUUAUAGUAAAAAUUGUACAAUAAUUACAUGUAAUAUGCAUCGACAAAAUGAAUGAACAUGUUGAUAAUAAUUUACAAGUUUUGUAAUCUACAACAUUGCAUUUUCUGAUACAACUUAAGGAUUUCGGUUGAAAGUUGAUUUCCAUCUUGACGUAAGUACUUUAUUACUCUCUUGUUGUGCCUUACUCUCUUCUUCUUCCAUUUGCAUCUGAAAAUAUCGGAGUUAAUUAGAUAUACUUCGUUUAGUUACUACUCGAAAAAAUAUAAAUAUAAUAGUUACCAAUAACUUUCGUUGAUUUUCUCUAAAGACUUGUAAUGGAUUAUCAAAUUGCUUAUAGUAAUUAAGAACUUCUCGAACAUCAUCAACGUUUGUCGCUAAUAUAGCUGAAAAAUAUUUGUUACGAGAGGUCAAUUAACAUAAUAACAUAAUGAUACAUGGACAUGUAUAAAGCAUAUUUACAUUCAUUAGAAGAAACAUACUUUUUAGGAAUGCAGCUAAAUCAUACAAUGUUGUAUCAUCAUCAUUUCCAGUCCAUUGAGGUAAUCUCAAAGUGUUUUCAGGAUGGAACUUCGUACUUUGUGAAUUCCAGUCAAUUACUAUAACCUGUAAAAUAUUUAGUUAAGUAUAUAAAAAAGUGUUUAACUUUUAUAUAAACCAUAGAUUAAGUACUCACUUUACGAAGAUCGCGGUUAAGAGCAUCUAAAUCCUUAACAUGAUGACCAUCAACAAAACGCGUUGUGUCUCUUACUAAUCUGUACAUGAUAUAUCCAUUAGGAUCUAAGAUAUCCAAAAUAGGGAAAACAGUCUAAAAAUUACAUAAAUUAAUUAUAAUACAUAGAAAUAAUGUAUGUUACUUUUGAAUAAAUAAUCAAGAUUUUUUUUAC